Molecule: messenger RNA, 2286 nt
Organism: Cololabis saira (Pacific saury)
Lineage: Eukaryota; Metazoa; Chordata; Actinopteri; Beloniformes; Belonidae
Exons: 18
Coding region: 184-2019 (611 amino acids)
Molecular function (GO): protein binding; RNA binding
Source: RefSeq, a predicted model, not a curated record
UCCGCGUGUGGCGGCUGCGCGGCAGCGGAAGAGCAGCGAGGUCGAAGUUACUGUUAAACUUAACGUUAGGGAUGUAAACUGUGCGUUAUUAACUCUUAUUUAAGCGUACAAGACGUCAAUUAUGUGCCUGUAUUACUAAACACGCAGGUCUUUACGGACGAAGCGGAGUUAACAAUUAUCCCCAUGAUGCAAAGAGUUGUGGGUAUGUUUCAGAACCAUCCUCAUAUGCAAAGGAUAAUUAAAUGUGGCCUUCUCGGUAUUGCAUAUGAUGAAGAUUUAGAUGUAGAUGAUUAUGACUGUUGGACAGAUGAUCACCAUUGUUUCCAUGAUCACGGCAGAAGAUUAGGUGGGAACCACACAAAUUCAUCUAACUCAAUAUAUCAGCCUCCUCUGCAUCACUAUUCAUCUGCUCAUAACCCUUUCGUCGCAGCCUCUGGAAAGGUUCAGCCAAAGGAGAGUGAUUCUGAAAGAAAAGCCAAGGCUGAGAAGAAGCGGCUGAAGAAACAGAAGCAGAAGGAAAGAAAACAAAUGGAAAAGGAAAAACAUAAGAAGAAAGAUGAUCAACAUCAGUCUAAAGGUGAAGAGAGUAAAGUGGUUAAUGGUCAAAGGAAAGGCGAUGCUACUUCCAGUGUGAAAUUGUUUGCUCCAGCUAAAGGUACAGACAGCGACAUUGGAAGCAGUGGAGAAGAAUUCAGUGAUGAAGAUGACACCAUGAAAGACUCAGAUGACUCAGAGGAGCUUGAUAUGACAAGUUCUUUCGUGAGCAAAGCAGCUCUUAUUGCCAAACGUAAACUGGAGAACUCCAGAGCUGAGAAGAAGAAGCUCCCAGACAAAGAGUGUAAAAGUGGCCCAGGCAAACCCCACGAAGACAAGGUUGGAAAGGAUGAAAAGAUGAAGGAUACUGCUGCCCCCAGCUUUGAAGAUCAUGUGAAAAUAAGUACUGAUCUUGCUAACUUUGGAAAUACCUUUGCAAGUUCUGGAGACUACAAUAUGGCUGUGAAGUAUUUCACCGAUGCAAUUAAAUACAAUCCUACAGAAUUUAAGCUGUUUGGCAAUCGUUCCUUCUGUUUUGAAAAGUUGCAAGAAUAUGAAAAGGCUCUUGCAGAUGCAGAGUUGUCUCUCAGCAUAAGUCCAGGUUGGGUUAAAGGCCUGUUUAGGAAGGGCAGAGCUCUGGCAGGUCUGAAGAGGUAUGAAGAGGCUGCCAAAGCGUUUAUGGAUGUGCUCAAACUGGAUAGUUCAUAUGCAGAAGCUGCCCAGGAGCUCAUGCGGGUGCAGAUAAUACAGUUAAUGGCGUAUGGCUUCACACGGGAGGAGAGCUCAAAUGCUUUAAUUAUUCAUGGGACAGUAAAUAAGGCCUUAGAGGUGCUGUCCAAAUUAUAUUCUAGACCAGAAGUUGUUCUCAAUGGCCAUCUCCCACCGGUUCAAGUAGCAAAUGUCACCGGAGUCUCUCCAGUCCUGUCAGCCAAUACAAAACCUUUAUACUCCUCACCUGCUCCUCCAGCUCAGUCCUACGAUGCACCCAAGACACCACUUACCAACAAACCUCUAGGUCCCGUCUAUAAUAUGCCCAAUGUCCAAAGCCAAUCAAAGCCUAAUCAUGCUUAUUAUUUAAAGACCAACAGCAGCGAUGGCCGACCACUACCGGAGCUGUUUCCAGUUUGGGUGGGGAACUUGAAUAAUCCAGUACCCGAGUCUUUGAUUACCAACCUGUUCAGCAUGGCUGGGGACGUCUAUAGCGCCAAGGUUCUACAGAAUAAACGUUGUGCAUUUGUAAACUUUACAAAACAAGAACACUGUGAUGAAGCAAUCAGACGCUAUAAUGGCUAUGAGUUACAAGGUAUGAGGAUUGCUGUGAGAUACCCAGACAGGAUUGCUCCAGGGAUCGGCAUUUCCCAAUCUGCCCUGAGAGCUGAUGACCUGCAAGAUGAGAAUCUGAGGCAAAAUGUUGACGGGAGGAAUGCAGUUGGAAACAGAAGGCCUUUCCGUCCUCACAAAGCGACGCCCGACUAUAGAGACUGACGGAAAUGAGACGCCCGAUUGCUGCAGUCUUUACUCUUUACUACAUUUACUUUUAAGUAUAUACUUUCUAAAGUAUUAUCCUCAUUAUUAUUGGACCACUGACAGAUUUGAUAUGUAUCACCAAAGAAUUAUUCACAUUGACCCAAGGAUAUGAUCAACUGACUCUAAGUUUGUGAGUGGAUUUAUUUGAGAUUUAAACGAAGAGUUAAUAAAAGCGUAAAAGAUGCCAGUUCAUGUGAUGUACCAGUCUGUCCCAACAUCAUUGUA